This is a messenger RNA of Xiphias gladius (swordfish), 2097 nucleotides long. RefSeq names its product small VCP interacting protein. The transcript has 4 exons. Bases 615 to 857 code for a protein of 80 amino acids. Lineage: Eukaryota; Metazoa; Chordata; Actinopteri; Istiophoriformes; Xiphiidae. Gene Ontology annotation, biological process: positive regulation of autophagy; negative regulation of retrograde protein transport, ER to cytosol; negative regulation of VCP-NPL4-UFD1 AAA ATPase complex assembly. The record is from RefSeq and is a predicted model, not a curated record. Gene Ontology annotation, cellular component: endoplasmic reticulum membrane.
GAACAAAUUGAAUGAAUUGAAUGAAGUUAGUUACACUACUACCUACGAUUUAUGAACUAUGAAAAACAGUAGUAGCUUCGUAGGGUUUUGAGUGCUGACAUGACAGUUUUGGUUACUUAUGCCUAGGGCACGCUAGCACAAAUCGUCCACUGCGUUUUAUAAAUUUCACGCUGUUGAACAUACCCCGGCACAUUUGUCAACCAGUUGAUCUCUGGCCAAAACAAACUCAGAGGGAAAGAUAUUUGGCUUACGCCUCUGACUUUCAGACCAAAUUUUCCAAAUGCCGAGGCGAUUAAACAAGAGGUGUGAAGAGAAACUGUUUAUUAGGCAGCUUGCAGCAGAGGCUGGGCUUGUAGUUUAGCGCUAGUUAGCUGCUAGCUAGAAUGCUAACGGUGCCGUAGCUAACGGAAGCUAUCGUUAGCUCACGGUAAUGUAAUGCCAGACGCCCCAACAGCAGCCACUGGGAGUAGAGGCUGUUGCUACCGUUGCCUUAACUAUCAGCCCAGCAGUUUCAAACGGGCUCACCACCUAGUCAGGUAGCUAUUUAGGCUUAACCGAGACACUGAUAACUAAUUUUCCACGUUGCCUUUUUGCUGCCUGGAACAACAACAAGUAUGGGGAUGUGCUUACCUUGCCUUGGCGGAGCAGCGGACGACGUCGUUAUCACUCCAGAUCCUGAGACGAGGAGACAACAAUUAGCUGAGGCCGCUGAGAAGAGACAAAAAGAGACAGCAUACAGGGGUGUUAAAAAUCCAGAAGCUGUCGAGAGGAAAAGGAAAAAACAGGAAGAGACUGAGAAAGAGGCGAUGAACACCUCUGUGUCUGGUGGCGGCGGGUUGAAGUGGCAGGUGGGAUGAAAACCCUGAUGGUAAAACCUGAAGUCUUGACUCUGAAGUCCAAAACAACAUGAAGUAUUGCUGCAAGAUGACUUGAAAGAUGUCUGAACUGCUGUCCAUUUUUCAACAUUUUUUUUUUUUUUUGGUACCUAUUUUAUGAUGUAAUGAGUUUAACAGCCACAGUUGUGAAGCUUCAUGCAAAACAAUCUGAAGUGAUUUCAGACAGAACGGCAGGACUAGCCCCCUUGUUGCCAAGUUACACAAGCCAGUUUGGACCUUUGGACAAGUCAAGGAUGAUACACAGUAAUGUGCAAGCAAAUACAAUUACUAUUGUAUGAGUUUUACGUGACAGUUUAUUAGACAGAGUCUUACAGUUACUUGCAUUAUCACUAAAGAAUAUAAUUAUUAAGUCAAGUUGUAUCUCUGGAGACUGUUGUCAUAUUAAGAUGAGCUGUCCUCUGCACACCUAUAACAUAAGCUUCAUCACUGCACUUUUCUUGUUGAUUUACUUAGUCGAGGAUCAAUAUUCACUGUAUAUCCGUUAAUGGCCACAUUACUUUUUUAUGACUUCUCCAAAAAUCCAUUAUGCAAAUGACACAUUUCACAAGUUGAACACAGUUUAUGUUUACAAAGAAAUGUAAGUGUGCAUAUUGUAGUAUUAGUGUACAGUAACAAUCAUCCAGUUAUCUCUCAUUUCACCAUGUUCAGGGCUCCAUUUAUUGGCAACACAAAGGCUAGUGCGAACAGUGCUGUAACUUGUUGGUAUUUAAUGAACUUGUAAUUCGCUUUGCCUGUCUCUGGGGUAUUUUUGUGACUGCUGCAGUGCGCAUCUCACAUAGGAUUUCCUCACUGAUGAGGAAGGCAAUGCAUGGCGUUGGUGUUUUGGUGAAAAAUCAGUCUUUGACAUUGUGCUGAGAAUAUGUAAAUGUUUGACAACCAAGUUUAUACUCGGCGCAAAGUUGUUUAGUCGCUAAUUUGGUGAUUCCAGCAGGAAGCGCAAACUACAUAGCUGACAACGUGUAGCAACUUCUGAAUAUACCUAAAUAACAUAAAACAUCACACAUUCUCAUUAGUGAUUACACCUUUAAUGAUCUUGUGCACAUGACCUAUUGCACUUUGCACUGGCCUUUGCUAUUGUUCCUUUAAUAGAGCCAUUUUUGGUUCUUCUCUGCACAAUUUCAGUUUGUUGUAUUGAAUCAUAAUGUAUGCAAAACACUGAUGUGUUGCCUGCUUAAAUUAAAUGAGAUAUGAAAUGUGUUUA